This is a messenger RNA of Botrytis porri, 1551 nucleotides long. RefSeq lists its product as uncharacterized. The transcript has 3 exons. Bases 1 to 1551 code for a protein of 516 amino acids. The record is from RefSeq and is a predicted model, not a curated record. Lineage: Eukaryota; Fungi; Ascomycota; Leotiomycetes; Helotiales; Sclerotiniaceae.
AUGUAUGCACCAAAUUACUCUUUUGGACAGGGGAACAAUACGCAGUCUUUCAACCCCAAUGGCGGCCAUCCACAAGCUCCCCAAAAUCUCCAUCAACCAGGUCAACAACAGCCUCAGCACAUGAUGUAUAAUGCUCAACAAUACGGGCCCGGAGGUCAUCAAUCACCUUACGGCGUAUCUGGCCCCGGCAUGGCUGGUAAUGCCGGUGGAAUGGGAAUGAUGCAGAACAGCGGUUUGGCGCACAUGCCUGGUGGAAAUGUUUCUUCCUAUCAAACGCCGUAUACAAGCUCUCCUUACGGCAGCAAUAUCGCUACAUCCUCAUCCGUCUCACACCCUACAAACUUCAUGCCGACUGCAUCAAAUGCGCCCCCACAAUAUGGGAUGAACCCUUCCGCAAUGAUACCACAACAGCAGCAGCAUCAAAUACAGCGUAUGCAGCCACCGCCAUCCUCUACACCGACGCCGACGUCGGCGACUUCCCGUGUUUCUCCCUACGGAAAUUUUCCCCAGAGCACACCACCAAGCGCGUCAAACGCACAAUUUGCUGUACCACCGAAUCCCAAUCAGCAACACCAUCAAACCCCUAAUAACAGUCAACAAGGAGGAAUGAGCCUGACUCCGCAGACCCCAAGCUUCCCGCCAGGUGUGCGAAAUUCUGAAAACGCAGGAGCUGCCAUGAGUACGCCAUUAAGUCCUGGAUCAGAGCUUCGAGAGAAGGAAAGGGUCACCGUACUACUAGAUAUCAAUCGAGAAAUGUUGUUAGAAGUAAUGCGGAUAAUAGCUCUACAGAAUGAUUUGAAGAACAACAAAACGGAGGAUCCCGCUGAGAAGUCAUCGCUUGAGGCAGAGCAUAAACUUCUAGCGAACGAAUAUAUGCAUUGUAUGCGACGACUACAAUCGAAUCUAGCUUACCUUGCCGCAAUCGCCGAUCGCUCCCACAAGCCCACAGCUCAGACUCCCUUGCACCCCGCAAUCAUGUUUGCACCAACUCUUACAUAUAAACCCGCGCAUACCAUCCCUAUAUCUGCGCCCACGAAUGACGACGAUCCAUCAUCAAAACCCGAAGAGGGGCACGAAGAUCGGAGAGAGAUUUUAAAGGAGGCAUAUAAACGAUUACAGGCCCUUUAUCCAGGCGUAGAUCCUAAGAAAGAUACACCGGCUGGGCCACCAAACGCAUCAGGUCGGGCACAAGCGCAGGCACAGCAACACGUGAGUCUAAUGCAGGCAGCAGGGCAGAAACAGGGUGACAUGGGGCAGAGUGUACAGAAUAUGACAGGACAAAAUGGGAUGGCGCAAAGUCAAGGGCAGGGACAGGGACAAAUGGUACAAGGCGGCAUGGGCGGCAUGGUUGGUAUGGGCCAAAUGCAGCAACAUCAGCAGCAAGGUCAACAGAAUAUGGGAAUGCCCGGUCUCAACCAAAAUCAAAAUCAAUUGCAGCAGCAACAGCAACAACAUCAGCAAAAGAUGCAAAACGAAAUGAUGAGACAGAGGAUGAUGCAGGAAGCCCAAAAGAAUCAAAUGAUGAAUAUGGGACAAAUGCCAGGAAGAUAA